AUGAAGGUUCUCGCUCUUUCCGCUCUUCUUUCUUUGGCUUCGGCCGCCUCUAUCAGCCGCCGCAGCGACUUCUGCGGCCAAUGGGAUACCGCCACCGCCGGUGACUUCAUCGUGUACAACGACCUCUGGGGUGAAGACAACGCCUCCAGCGGCUCCCAGUGCACUGGCGUCGACUCGGCCAGCGGCAGCGAGAUCGCCUGGCACACCAGCUGGUCCUGGGAGGGUGGCAGCAGUGACGUCAAGAGCUACGCCAACGCUGCUCUGCAGUUCACUGGUACUCAGCUGAGCUCCAUCUCUAGCAUCCCCUCCACCUGGAAGUGGACUUACUCUGGCUCCGAUAUCGUGGCCGACGUGGCCUACGACAUGUUCCUGGGCUCGACCGCCGACUCCUCUUCCGAUGAGUACGAGAUCAUGGUCUGGCUUGCUGCUCUCGGCGGUGCUGGCCCCAUCUCGUCAUCCGGCUCCACCAUUGCCACCCCGACGAUCAACGGCGUGACCUGGGACCUGUACACCGGCCCCAACGGCGACACCACCGUCUACAGCUUCGUCGCCCAGUCGACCACCGAGGACUUCUCCGGUGACCUGAACGACUUCUUCACCUACCUGGUGGACAACGAGGGUGUCUCUGACAGCCUGUACCUGACCACCCUUGAGGCGGGUACCGAGCCCUUCACCGGCAGCGACGCCGAGCUGAAGGUGUCCGAGUACUCCGUUUCCAUCGAGUAA
Messenger RNA from Aspergillus eucalypticola CBS 122712, 726 nucleotides. RefSeq names its product putative endoglucanase (gene xgeA). Gene Ontology annotation, biological process: polysaccharide catabolic process. Gene Ontology annotation, molecular function: cellulase activity. The transcript has 2 exons. The record is from RefSeq and is a predicted model, not a curated record. The coding region runs from base 1 to 726 and encodes 241 amino acids. NCBI's taxonomy places the organism in Eukaryota, Fungi, Ascomycota, Eurotiomycetes, Eurotiales, Aspergillaceae.